Molecule: messenger RNA, 3302 nt
Organism: Colossoma macropomum (tambaqui)
Lineage: Eukaryota; Metazoa; Chordata; Actinopteri; Characiformes; Serrasalmidae
Gene: vps54
Product: VPS54 subunit of GARP complex
Biological process (GO): retrograde transport, endosome to Golgi; Golgi to vacuole transport
Cellular component (GO): GARP complex
Molecular function (GO): syntaxin binding
Source: RefSeq, a predicted model, not a curated record
AUGGCGUCUGGGCCGGGCUCGUCACCGAUGGCCCAGUCCAGCAUGGCCGGCAGCGGCGCUGACGGGCUCUUCCGAAAGCCCAAAGAUCUGGCCAGUUCCUCCAGAUACUACAGACCCCCCCGCUCACUCCCUGACGUCUGCCCCAAGGAGCCCACCGGGGAUGCGCGGGGUCUCUGUGAGGGUCCAUCGGUGGUGUCGGAUCAGCACCAGUGGACGGUGUAUAAUUCUAAAGUGAACCUGCCGGCGGCCCUAAACGACCCGCGGCUCGCCAAGCGCGAAUCCGACUUCUUCACUAAGACAUGGGGGCUGGACUUCACCGAGACGGAGGUGAUGCCUUCGUUCUACCUGCCCAACAUAACGGCCGAACACUUCAACGCAUACCUGCAGGACACCGCUCAGAGGGAGAAAAUCCAUGAGAGGUGUAAAAAUAUUUGUCCCAGUAAAGACGAUCUCUCUCUCUCCAGCAUCACAAACAACCACGAUAAAGCCAAAGAGGAGCUUGACCAGGUGCCCAAGAUUUUCAUGAGGCCGGACUUUGUGCUGAACGACCCCGCCACCUUCAAUGCUGUGUUGCCGUGGUCACAUUUUAGCGUUGCUGGGGGGAAGAACAGUCGGGACGGUGCGUCGUCACGGUUACUGCAAGAGAAGUUGAGUCACUAUCUGGACGUUGUAGAGGUCAGUAUUGCUCGUCAGAUCUCUCUGCGCUCCGAGGCGUUUUUCCACGCCAUGUCCUCCCAACACGAGCUGCAGGACCGUCUGCGGGAGACGGAGGUUGCCGUGGCGACGCUGCGGGCCCGGACGGCAGCAAUGCAGCGGGUGAUGUGCCGCGGGCCGCUCCAGGCGCUGAGGGACGCCGUGACCCGCAGCAACUGCGCAAAACUGCACGGAAAGCUGAAGCUGAUGGCAGCGGUGCAGCAGACGCAGCCCACGGUGCAGUUACUGCUGUCCACCUCAGAGUUCGUGGGGGCGCUAGAGCUCAUCGCCACCACCAAGGAGGUGCUGCAGCAGGAGCUACAGGGCAUCCACAGUUUCAGGCACUUAGGUUCUCAGCUGUGUGAGAUGGAGAAGCUGAUUGAUAAGAUGAUGGUGGCAGAUUUCACUACCUAUUCCAGAAGUGACCUCAACCGCUCCUUCGAGGACGACAGCCAAGUGCUAGAAAAGGACCGUCUGCAGUCUCUGGUGUUUGGUUUACUGAGGCAGAGGAAGCUGGAUUUUUUGGAUAUUUACAGUGAGGAGAUGAUGCAGGCGGCCAAAGGCAUCGUCAGACAGUGUGUGCUGAGAUCUGUGUCUCAGAUUGAGGAGAUCGACACAGACGCUGUGGUGAAGCUUCAGGAUCAGAUGAGGUUGAUGACGUUUGCUCAGUGGUUCGAGCUGCUGCAGAACGUGUUUGAGCAUUUUGUGCUCUUCCUCACGAGGAUCAAGGCCACUCUCAGCGUGAUCCGUAACGUCGUACUGGAAGUCCUGGACAGCUGCCAGAGAAACCGGCUGGUCGACGCAUCUUCUGCGGUUGCCCACGGCGGGGAAAACGAAGACGAGGAUGAGGAGGAUUCCGGAGGCUCGGGUCUUCGUCCCGGAGAGGCGGAGCUCGCAUACCUCACUCACGAGGGGCUGUUCAUCAGUGACGCGCUAAACGAAGCGGAACGCCGCAGCAGCGCAGCCACGCAGGCGAAAACGCAGACACGCGUGGAAACUUCCGGAAGCGACUCGGCCUCAGGAACCACAGAGUCGUCCUCCAGCAGAGAGCACACCUCCAACACUACCUCCUCCCUGCCCACAGGGGGCACCAUCUCAAUUGAGGACUUGAUGCCAUCUGAUCUGGAGCUGGGCCGAGUGGCCAACAACAUCCAGGAGCUUCUCUACACCGCCUCAGACGUCAGCCAUGACCGCUGUGUGAAAGUCCUGCUGGCUAAAGCCAAGGACGGCUCUCUGGAGCGCUUGAGCUCUGCAGAGUUUGUGUGCGUGAGCCGUGCGGUGGAGGGUUUUGUGAAGGACACGGAGGCUCUGUGCUCCAGACGCAGCGUCAGUCUGAGGGGGGCGCUGCAGAGCCAGGCCAACCGCUUCGUCCACCGCUUUCAUGAGGAGCGCAAAACCAAGCUGAGUCUGCUGCUGGACACUGAGAGGUGGAAACAGGCUGAGGUCCCGGCUGAGUUUCAGCACCUGGUCGACUCCAUAGCAGACGGACACAUCACGCUGCCCGAACGCAAACCUGCAGGUACAGAGGACAAGAAGCCCAGUGAUUUCCUGCUGGUUGACGGGCAGAAAUAUGCCGUCGUCGGGACGGUGCUGCUGCUGAUCCGGAUCUUUCUGGAAUACUGCCAGUGUGUGAAUGACAUCCCGUCCAUCACCACGGACAUGCUCACACGCCUCUCAGACCUCCUCAAGCACUUCAACUCGCGGAGCUGUCAGCUGGUGUUGGGGGCCGGAGCUCUGCAGGUGGUGGGGCUCAAAACCAUCACUACUAAGAACCUGGCUCUGGUGUCUCGCUGUCUGCAGCUUGUUGUUCACUACAUCCCCAUCAUCAGAGCUCACUUUGAGACCAAACUGCAGCCCAAACAGUACAGUGUCCUGCGCCACUUCGACCAUAUCACCAAGGAUUAUAAUGACCACAUUGCUGAGAUUUCGGCUAAACUGGUGGCCAUCAUGGACGGUCUGUUCGAGAAAGUUCUGUCCAAGUAUGAAGUAAAAGCUCCGAUGCCAUCGCUGUGUUUCCGUAAUGUCUGCAAACAAAUGGCCAAGAUGCAUGAGGCUAUUUAUGAUCUCCUACCUGAGGAGCAGACACAGAUGUUGUUUCUGCGGAUCAAUGCGAGCUUUAAGAUGCACCUGAAGAGGCAGCUAUCUCGGUUGGGGGUCAUAAACGAUGGUGGUCCGCAGCACGGGCUGGUGGUGGUGGACGUGGCUUUCUACACAGAGAACGUUCAGGCACUGCGCUCGCUAGAGCGUUUGGACUUAAACAUGCCAGAGAUCUGGGAGCAGAAGAGGUGAUGACCCACAAUGAGGCCAUUAAGGGCCUUUGCACCUCCUCUGUCGCCAUGGCGAACUGCCCCUCCUUCUUCCUCCUGCUUCUCCCUGAAGGAACUGAGGUCUGAGGCCCUACAGAAAGAGGGAAGUGAACGCUCUUUUGGGGGGGAACCAAACUUUUGUCAGAUACUGAAGAAAACAAAAACACUUUUUACCUCCUUAUCCAGACGCUCGCCUGCGCUCCGGCAGCUUCCUGCCCCAAAAAGAGUGCACCUCCCUGGGCUAGAGAAAAUGGGACGGCCCCUGGAACUGAAAACGUUUGGUGGUGGUGGCGUAAAACCUCG